CAAUCAGAAGUUGUGAGGGGAGCGCGAGCAGCCAAUCAGAGGCGAGGGGGGCAGAGCUCUGGAUCGAGUUGACUGUGCGUGGCUGUGAAUCCACUCCAGUUUACUUGAGGUCGUGAGAUAGUUGAGUCGCGUUGGUUAGAACCGGCUGUACGGAUAAAAAUCCAUAAACAGCCGUUAUAUGGAGUGACACUACGAGCACCAAAGAGCAUUCGCCACCUCAGAUACGCUUAAACGUAUGUUGAAAGUGUUUACGUUGAGUUUUUUUGUAAUAUCCCUGCGAACACCAUGUCUCAAAGAGUUCGCAGAAAUGGAUCUCCGACGUCCAGCUGCAGCGGCGUGACCGCAGGAAGCUCAACCGGAUCCCCGGGGCUCAGCACCUCCGGAGUGGGUUUACUGGGUCGCCUGCUGCCCAUGAAAGCCACUGUUCCGUUCCAGCUUAAACCGCAGCCACAGCACCCUCUACAGACACGGACGGCGCUCUCCGCCGGUAACGGUAAAUGCCACAGCAGCGGAUGUGAUCCACACGGAACCCACAGCCGGAGCCCCACGCGAUCCCUUUACUCCAGCGCCUCAAACAGUUCUGCAGCCACAGCCACAAUGGCAUCAUCCGUUCCCUCCUCAUCAUCUUCAUCAUCAAGAACUAGCCCCAUAAUCGCUGUUCACGUGACUCCGCCAAACGCGAGAGUGCCGCACGCGCAGAUACCUGUGCCACCACCACCACCACCAUCAUCAUCAUCAUCAUCGUCAUCUUACACAGGUGUGCAUGUCAACCCCCAGUGCUGCUCUCCCUCCCAACAGAUCAGCUUCAUCACGGACAGUUCAGGCCCCCUUACCUCUAAUUUAUCAGCCUCUCCGUCUUCAUCAUCCUCUUCCUCAUCAUCAUCAUCUUCCUCCUCGUUGUGGUCUUGUGGCCACAGGUCCAAACCCCUUCAGCCCCCUGAACAUGACAGACUCUCCCCAGAGUGGCUGAGUCCCAGCUCGCCUGUUUGCAAAGAAAAGCCUAGACUUCCUGUGGCAGGGUCUUGGUCUACCACCAGUAACAACGGUAGCAUUUGUCAUACCUCGUCUUUGGAUGCACUAACAGCCCCCUACCUGUCUGGACACUGGCCUCGGGAUGCCAACCACGCACCUUGUGCCCCGUGCAUGAGGGACAAAUCUACUCAGACCCCCAGCACCUGGAUGGAUGAAUGUGGAGAGAAGAAGAGGGGCUGUCACAAGCGCUCAGCCUCCUGCGGCAGCACUGACCAGCUUAAAGAGAUUGUGAAGUUGAGGCAGCAACUCCAACGCAGUAAACACAGUAGCCGUCACCAUCGUGACAAAGACCGCAAAUCUCCCUUCAAUGGCAACCAUGCUGCUAUUAACCAAUCACAGGCUCCUAUUCCAAAGAGUGUCCUGAUCUCAAUCCCCAUUUCUAAGUCUUCCGUCUCUCGUUUCCGGAACAGCGUGGAAGGGCUGAAUCAGGAGAUCGAGCGCAUCGUUAUCCGAGACACAGGAGACAGAGAGGAGCAGCUUAUUCCUCCAGAGGCUCCAGACGGGCACCGGGCUCCUCCUCCCCUUUGCCAACAUAGCGCCAGCUCCCGCAGCAUCGACACCCAGACACCCCUGGGCAACGCAGCAGGCAGUAACCAUAGCAACAGCAGCAGCCGUUCUCCGUCCAUCUCACCCAUGUUCCUGAAUGUGCCCAGCGAGCACUUCAGGGAUAGUCCGUCUCCCAUCGAGGACGAGACACUAAUUGAUGGCCGUGAGAAAGAUUUGUCCCCCGGCUCACCCCUACCCAAAUACGCCUCAUCCCCGAAGCCAAACAACAGCUACAUGUUCAAACGCGAGCCACCUGAGGGCUGUGAGAGAGUCAAGGUUUUCACAGAGGAAAUACAGCCCAGGCCUCCACGAGAGAUCCCACAGUUCCUGUGCCCAGACAGAAACAAGGUCAACUUCAUCCCCAAGAGUGGCUCAGCCUUCUGCCUGGUCAGCAUUACCAAACCACUGAUGCCCACACAGGAACUCAACAACGUCAAGAAUCAGGCCAGCGCCCGCCUCACGCCAGAGCCUGAGCAGCGAGUCUCACGAAGAAGUUGCAUGCUUUCCCAUCAGUCCUCAGGCUCCUCACCCUCCUCCUGCCUGUCGGAGAGUUAGACACACCCCCUCAAACAAGUCUCCACAAACUCAGCACAUUUUUAAUAAUCGCACAUGACAAAAUGUGGUUGACUCUCAGAGAACAAAGCAAUUAUUAAUAACCAAUGGCUUUUGUUGGCUGACACCUGCUUAUAUUUGAUGAGAAUAUUAAAUGGUUGCCUUUUCCUAUGCAGCUUUUUAAGUUUGUUCUUGAUUUGUAAGAACAUGCAGGCCAAUGUUGGGGAUUGGUUUUGUAAAAAACAUAUUUAGCUUUGUAUUGUUCCUCUACCUUUCAUAGAUAAGAGUGAAACUAAGAAUGUGUCUCAGAUCACUGAAUACACACAUAAACUCUUAGGAAUCGGAUCUGAAUUGCUUUCUUAAAUAUUCAAUAACGAGGUGGCUACAUAGAUCAGUUUUUCUGAGACAUUGAUGUAUAUUUUAUAAUAGUUUGCAGUGGAUCGCUUUUAUCUUACUUGGACCAGCACAUCAUUUAAUACAAAUUAUGAUUCCUUAAUCGUAAAAUAGAGCCCAAGAGACCUUGUAUUUUGAGUCUGGUUUGAUGAAGGUCUCUCUGAAUCAUUUUCAUAGUUGCAGGCCUUAUUUUUUCAGUCCAGUCCAGACAAAAGCAACAACAGGAGAGCAGGAGAGACCAGUUCUCUGCCUUUUUCCUUUUCCUGGCAGUGAGGAGACAGAAAGGUGCUAAAGAUAAGAAUAGAGUGUGAGAGAGAGAUCUGCUUAACGGAUCACCAUUGAAGACUGCCAGUCGACUACAGGACAAGUGGCCUGUAAACCUGAUUCUUUUGUUUGCAUAGCUGUAAAAUGCAUUUCAAAUGCAUAUGUGUCCAAACUCUGAACUUCAAACCCAGCAGGGAACAAAGUGAGAGAGGGAGAGGAGGCUAUGGCAGGAUCUGGGUAGACAGAUUAGAUGUUUUCUCACCUCGCACAAUGAUUAAGACGAUUUAGUUUGAGGAAUGUUUGAAAGAAGGGCAUAGCAAAAGAAAAAAAAAUGUAAUAAAUGUCCAGGGACGUGGCCUUUAAAUGCUAAUUAACAAUUCAGAUAUCUAUCCAAACAUUAAUGUAAUGUUUCCCAUGAUAUCCAUUGAAAUCGUUUACAAAGUCAGAGCACAGUAUUGUCACAUUUGUCAUUAGAAUGAUUUGUCUCUGUGUGUGCAUUUUGGGGAAUUCUGUGUAUGUCACCAAGAUUCAAUCAAAUAAAAAUCGUUCCGGUUUUCUCUCCGUUUCAGUGUCUAAAUGUCAUUUCAGGUGUCUAGGGUCCUUUCAUUUUUAUUUUUCCAUUUUAAUUGACAUUUUGUAUCGCUAUCCUUUCCAAACACUCCUUGAAGUGCGUUUAAGCUUUUUGCAGAUUUUUUUUUUUUGAAGGACAAAAAAUGUGAUGUCAAUACAGUCUGAUAAGACACUGCUGCUCUAUGCAGCUCACACAAGUGCUUUUGUAGACUUGGCCAAAGAGAACAUUCCCUGUGGGUCAGUGACGGUCAUUGUAGAUGAAAGACACUGAAAGAUAAGGUGACUUAAAGGGGUCUUGACAUGCCUUUUUUAAAUUAUUUUAAAAUUUGAGGUUCACUUAUAAUAUCAGUAAAGUUUUUUGCCACAAAAAACAGUCAUAGAUUUGUAAAACAUGAUCAUUUUCCACCCUCAUUCUGACCAUCUGCCAGAAACGCUCUGUUUUGGUGCUGUUUCUCCUUCAAGACAUGACAGUAAACACCAACUGUUAUGAUUGGCUCUCUGCUCUUGCCAUUUCACUGCUUGGCUCAGAUGUAAUAAGGUAAAGUAGGUGUUGAUGUGUUGUUGUGGAGGUGGUCAGAUGCUAAUGUCUAUCACAGUGUGACAUCACAAUGUGAAGGAGGUAGAGAACAAGUCGUUUUGACAGUUUGAUUUCAACAAAUGCUCUUUUUGUAGUGAUAAGGAAGUUUUGAGUUCUGAAACUUACAGUAACAUUUUAUAGUACAAUGAACUCUUAUGUUAAAAGAGCAAGGAAAAUGUGAUUCCUCAUGUCAUGACCCCUUUUAAACAAAACAGCAGAGCCAGUAGAAUGUUGUGUUAUUCAGUUACAGGAAUAAUAAAAUUAGGCUUUUUCGCUUAAAUCUCAGAAGUGCUUUUGGAAAGUUGUCAGAGUUUUUUACAGGCCACAAGACUGUCUGCCUGCAUUUCCCACUAGCAGCUUGGCUUGUGACAUCUCUCACUCAUGUUGUGUGAGCUGUAUGCAGGGUGGGGUGCAUUUUUGCAGAGUUCCUGUUCUUUUGUUCAACGUUGUAGGUAUUAUUUUGAGCUUUAGACGAAAUGCUAUGCACUGUCACGACUGCUAUGUUGAUCGGAACUGCACCCAAGACUUUCACACACCAUUGCACUUGUGUAUAUGGCUGUGUGACAAAGUGAUUUGAUUUGAUACAACAUGAAGCUGCAAUAUUUUAGUACUUUUACCAGCAUUACUAAUCAUUUAGGGCAUCUUCUCGUAGCCUCUGUCUUUGAACUGAAAUAAGCUCACAACCUAUCGUAGAUCAGUUCUCAGGAAUGUAAAAGCAGUAAUCUCUUCUGGCAACGACACAAGAAUUUGAGCAUUUCUCGCUUGAACACAAAUUGAUAGUUUUAUCAGCUGCUUUGUAUAUCUCCUUAGGAUAUGUAUUGAAGUAGAGGACUCUCCCGCCGAAAGGCCAAUAUUAAUAAACUUUUAUACGGAAGUGGCCUUAAUUUUCUCUUUCUAAUAUGUAUGGCAUCUAGUCAGUAAGAGGGAAAGGAGAAUCAGUGAAGUGGCAGUGCUGCUGUCAAAUAUUACCAAUCCAUAUGUACAGUACAACUUAUUAACAUGGGGUCAAUGAUGUAUGUUUGAAUACUGUGUUGUAUGCUGUCUGUCUCAAUGGAUGUUUUUCAUCUUACACCAUGAAGUCUUCAGUGUUAUGCCCGUAUAAGACUCAACAAAAUAAAGUUGCACUCGCUCCAAAUGUCUGAAGGUGUUAUUUGAAGUUUGAGUUGAGUUUGGGGUCAACUGUUUUUCCAGAAAUGACUUGUCUUUGUUGGAUGAUGUAAAGUUUGAUCAUUAUUUGUUGCUAAUAUCAAAGAGAGCCCAAGAAUAUUAAACAAAAUCUUUCAACCUUGA
Molecule: messenger RNA, 5224 nt
Organism: Myxocyprinus asiaticus (Chinese sucker)
Lineage: Eukaryota; Metazoa; Chordata; Actinopteri; Cypriniformes; Catostomidae
Product: protein FAM117B-like
Exons: 8
Coding region: 286-2133 (615 amino acids)
Source: RefSeq, a predicted model, not a curated record